Molecule: messenger RNA, 635 nt
Organism: Acaulospora morrowiae
Lineage: Eukaryota; Fungi; Glomeromycota; Glomeromycetes; Diversisporales; Acaulosporaceae
Source: the annotation of a GenBank genome assembly
ACCCUAUACCUCAAUAUGUAACAUGCUGUUUACCGGCCUUGGCGAUAAUGGGAGAAUCCCCCGCAGAGUCGUUUACAGAAAAAUUCUUUUGGUUACUUAUCUGCCUUGGAUGUCCGUUUACGGGGUUAUUUUACUCUUUGAUAAUUGGGAGUAGAAAAGAGAAUCGUUUCUUAUAUUGGCUUUCAUCAAAAAAAUUUAAACUUGUUUCUAAAGACGGUUCCAAACCUAAAGAAUCUGACGAAUCUGGCAAUCAUGGAGAAUUUUCCGAAUCAUAUAGACCUUUUGGAUUUCAUGCUUGCGAAAUUGAUAAAGAUUCCGAACAAUAUAUAAAACAACUCGCAAAACAAUGCACAGCAAAGGCAUCUGGAACAAUAAAUUGUAAGGACUGGCCUCACAUUCCAUUUUUGUUGUCCUGGGUACUCCCUGCAACUUUUAUAAGAGUGUUGUGCGGAAUCACUUUCAUCAAAAAUCCUGAUGCUUUGGUUUUCGAAAAACCAAUUUUGAUUUCGAAAAAUGAAGAGCUUAGAAGAAAUAAUAGUUGGGCCGUUUUUGCACUUGCUUUUUUCUCAAUAUUUUAUCCGUACAUUACGUUAUUUCUGCAAUUAUAUCCCACCGCAAAGGAGAAAAGAACUUAG